Molecule: messenger RNA, 1120 nt
Organism: Aspergillus heteromorphus CBS 117.55
Lineage: Eukaryota; Fungi; Ascomycota; Eurotiomycetes; Eurotiales; Aspergillaceae
Exons: 4
Coding region: 86-1039 (317 amino acids)
Source: RefSeq, a predicted model, not a curated record
CCAUCCACCAACUUCAACCCAUAGUCUAUCGACACUCCACUCCAUUCCACCUCCAACAUCCCCCAACCAACUAAUCAACCCAAUCAUGACCAUCAUCGCCGUAGCCGGCGGUACCGGCGGCGUAGGAAAGACCAUCGUCGAGACACUGCUCCAAGAACCCAAGCACCAGAUCAUCAUCCUGAGUCGCAACGAACCCAAAGAAGAGAAAGAAGAAGAAAAAGAAAAAGAAGAUGGCACCCUCCCAAAAGCCCCACACGUACAGAUCGACUACAGCAACAUCUCCGCCCUCACCCAAACCCUCGAACAACACGCCAUCCACACAAUCAUCUCCGCGAUCACCAUCUUCGACGACGAGAACAGUCAAGCGCAAUUGAACCUGAUCCAGGCCGCUGACAACGCUACCACGACUAAGAGAUUUAUUCCGAGUGAAUACUCGUUCGUUCAGACAGAAGACCUCCUCCCCAUCGACCCCAGCAUAAAAUACUGGCUCUCCGCCGCGAAAGCCCUCCAAACCAGCAACCUGCAAUACACGCGCAUCAUCCCCGGCUUCUUCAUGGACUACUGGGGGAUGCCGCACGCGCGGAGCCAUCUCUCGCCGCACGUGUUCGGGAUCGACAUCCCGAACGGCCGGGCAGCGAUCCCGGGGGACGGAAACGAUACGCUGUGCAUGACGUACACGUAUGACAUGGCGGCGUUUCUGGUGAGGAUUCUUGAGCUGCAGGUGUGGGAGGAGUUUAGUGUGGUGGUGGGGGAUGAGGUUACGUAUAAUCAGCUUUUGGGGAUAGUGGAGGGUGUUACAGGGAGAAAGUUCGAAGUGGUGUACGAUAGUAUUGAAAAGGUGAAGAAGGGAGAGGUCACUGUCCCGGCGAUACCGGAUGGGUAUUCCGAGGAAGAGGCGCGCGAGAUGACUGCGUUGGUGAGUCGGCUUACGAUCUCCGGGGCGUUUGAUCUGCCCCAGGAGCGUCUGAAUGGUAGGUUUCCGGAUCUGAAGCCGAUUAAGGUGAGGGAGUUUCUUGAUGUCUGGAGGGGGAAGUCGUGAUAUGAUAUGAUAUGAUAUAAUAUGAUAUGGUAUGAUAUGAUAGUAUAUGUGUAUUGGCCUAGACUAUCUACAUAUUCUAUU